AUGGGAAAGCACGCUAAACCAUCAUACUAAAAGCUAAAACUUAAUCCUAUUAAGGCAGGAGCUAAGCCAGGAUUUGAAGCUACUGCUAAAGAAAAGAAUAAAAAGAAAAAUAAAGGUAUCAAGAAAUCAUAUUUGCACAUCAAUCCAACAGAUAUCAAGUGUAAAGAAAAAAGAAUAGAGAUCCUAUAAAAAAAGCAAAAGGAGUAAAAGAAACUUAAAAAAAAAGAGCGUAAGGAAAGAGUAGAAGAGCAUAAAUAAACUGGUUAAGAAAAAUUAUAAACAAUUACCACAGAUGAUAAAAAAGAAAUUGAUGAAAACUUUGUUUUUGAAGAUGAUGAAAAUGACCAAGAAUUGUAAAAUGAUGAAAAGUUUGACGAAUUCGCUAGUUAUUUUGAGGGUGACUAUGAACCUAAAGUUUUAAUGACUACCAGCUAACGUCCUCACAGCGACUUAUUCGAUUUUAUGAAGGAAAUAAAAACAACAUUCCCUAAUUGUCAUUACUAUCCUCGUGGGGCUUUAACAGUAAAGGAAGUAUGCGAAUAGGCUCCACAAAAAGGAUAUACAGAUGUCAUGAUUUGGAGAGAACAUAAAAGAAAGGUAGCUGAACUCAUUUUAAUUCAUCUUCCUAAAGGUCCAACUGCUGUAUUUAAAGUUACCAGCGAAAAGCUUAAUGAAGAUAUAUAUGGUCACGGUAGACCCACUGACCAUUACCCAGAACUUAUCCUUAAUAAUUUUAACACAAAGCUUGGUAGAAGAAUCGGAAGAUUUUUUGCAAGUUUAUUCCCUUAAAAACCUGAUUUUAAAGCUAGAACUGUAGUUACAUUCCACAACUAGCGUGACUUUAUAUUCUUCAGACACCAUCGUUAUUAAUUUUAAGAGAUAGGAGAAGACCAUAAAGAAGGUAACGAAAAAGUAGAAUUAUAAGAAAUAGGUCCAAGAUUUACACUUAAGCUUAAAAAAAUGCAACUAGGUACAUUCGAUUAUAACUUCGGUGAUAUUGAAUUCGAAGCUAAAGAUAAAAUGUAUGAAUCAAGAAAACGUGUUUUUAUAUGA
This is a messenger RNA of Tetrahymena thermophila SB210, 1053 nucleotides long. Its product is annotated as ribosome production factor 1. Lineage: Eukaryota; Ciliophora; Oligohymenophorea; Hymenostomatida; Tetrahymenidae. Gene Ontology annotation, molecular function: rRNA primary transcript binding. Gene Ontology annotation, cellular component: preribosome, large subunit precursor; nucleolus. The transcript is spliced from 2 exons. The record is from RefSeq and is a predicted model, not a curated record. Gene Ontology annotation, biological process: maturation of 5.8S rRNA; maturation of LSU-rRNA.